This is a messenger RNA of Pieris napi, 947 nucleotides long. Its product is annotated as chymotrypsin-2-like. Lineage: Eukaryota; Metazoa; Arthropoda; Insecta; Lepidoptera; Pieridae. Bases 76 to 885 code for a protein of 269 amino acids. The record is from RefSeq and is a predicted model, not a curated record. Gene Ontology annotation, molecular function: serine-type endopeptidase activity. The transcript has 5 exons. Gene Ontology annotation, biological process: proteolysis.
UUUAUGUAUAUUUAUACUAUAAAUAUGGAGUAGAAAAUUACACAAUUUCAAAGCAAAGACAGUACUCCAAAGAAAAUGUUUCUCCAUUUUGGAAUAUUACUUCUUCUGUCCCAUGGACUCCUUGGCGAAGUGGACGUCUCGGAAGCUAUUGAUGGAGACAGCCGAAUAGUUGGUGGCAAAGAUGCCACCCCAGGCAUGGCUAACUACCAAGUUUCAAUUCGUAUUCAUAGAGGAAAGCAAGAAUGGCACAACUGCGGAGGGUCUAUUUUAAACGAAGAGUACGUGUUAACAGCAGCUCAUUGCGUUUAUCGAAAACGACCUGACGAAAUGUUUAUAGUAGCUGGGAGUCACCAGCUGAAUAAAGGCGGCGAUCGUUACAAGAUUAAGAAAUUGAUCCUUCAUGAGAAGUAUUCUAAGCCGGAUAUAAAGAAUGACAUAGCCAUCGUACAGAUCGAAGGCAAAUUCAAAUUCAGCGAUAAGGUUCAACCCAUUGAGUUGUUAAAAGAAAUGGCACCCAUUGGAAAGAAAUGUCUCUUGACUGGCUGGGGAUACAUCUCGUAUAAACGAAGAAAGGGAACCGUACCAAACAAUCUUCAAAUGUUGGAGUUCGAAACUAUAAGCAAUGAAGACUGCACUAAACAAUUAAAAAAGUCGGUUUACGCGAAAUUAGUGCCCGUAGAUGCCGGACAACUCUGCGUUAAGCGCCCGAAAGACAAGGGUGCAUGCAAAGGUGAUUCCGGUGGUCCUCUCGUCAUUCAGGACUACAAGAACAAAACUGUUCAAAUAGGAGUCGUGUCCUGGGGAUAUCCCUGCACCGCCAACUUUCCUGAUGUAUAUGCUUCAGUCCAUGGUUUCUACGAUUGGAUACAGAGCAAAAUAAUAUGAAUAAUUAUUUAAUAAUUCAAGAUGAUUACAUCUAAUCAAAAUAAAUAUCGUUUGAAAUAAAA